AUGUCAACUCCACGAGCGCACUCGACCAAGCCCAUCGUUGGGCAGACGGCGGUCUCUAAGUCCUCAAUCGAAGAUCCCUCCAACAACUUCACUCGACGCACCGAGACCGAAGAAAUACCCAUAGUCAGCGAUGGCCUCCACCGUCGCCUCAGCAACCGCCAGCUCCAGCUCGUCGCCAUCGGGGGUUCCAUAGGCACGGCCGUCUUCGUCAGUAUGGGCGGCGCCCUCCAGCGUUCCGGGCCGGGCAGCCUUCUGCUGGCGUUUGCCAUCUACACGAUCAUUCUCUCGCUGUGUAACAACUGCAUGGCCGAGAUGUCUAUCUACAUGCCCGUCAGUGGCGGCUUCGUCAGACUUGCGGGGAAAUGGGUCGAUGACGCAUUUGGCUUCAUGGCUGGAUGGAACUUCUUCUUCUACCAAGUCUUCCUCAUUCCGUUUGAGAUUGUGGCUUUGACGCUGGUGGUGUCGUACUGGAACGACAGGGUCCCAGUCUAUGUAAUUUGUGUUGGAUGUAUUGUGCUCUACGGCCUCAUCAACGUCUUUGCUGUCAGCGUUUACGGAGAGGCUGAGUUCUACCUCUCGAGCGGCAAAGUCGUUCUCCUCGCGAUGCUUCUCGCUUUUACUCUGAUCACAAUGGCAGGUGGUAACCCGCAGAACGACGCCUACGGCUUCCGAGCCUGGUCCGCCGGUUAUUUCGCCGAGUACAUCAGCACCGGCCCCCUCGGGAAAUUUGAAGGCUUCCUGUCUGCUCUUUGGACAGCAUCCUUCACCUGCGUCGGACCCGAAUACGUCUCCAUAAUGGCCGCCGAAGCCAAUCAUCCCCGUAUUUACGUGAAGACGGCCUUCAAAGCAGUCUACUGGCGCAUCUGGAUAUUCUUUGUCGGGAGUGCCCUGGCCGCUGGCAUCGUCGUCAGCCAUAAGGACCCGACUCUCGUCGCGAUAUAUACAGGUAAGGGAGGCUCAACGGGCAGCGCGGCUGCAUCGCCGUAUAUCAUCGCCAUGGGCAACCUCGGUAUUGGCAUCCUGCCGCAUGUUGUCACUUUCUUCCUGGCUACCACCAUCUUUUCCGCUGGUAGCGCCUACACCUAUUGUUCAACGCGGACGCUCUAUGGCCUAGCUCUCGAGGGCAGGGCUCCGCGCUUCCUGACCAAGACGACGAAUAAGGGCGCCCCAAUUUACUGCCUCGCCGUGGUUAUGGUGUUCCCCCUCUUCUCGUUGCUGCAGCUUUCGAGCUCUUCGGCAAAGGUACUCGACUGGCUGAUUUCGCUGACGACCGCGGCAACUGUCAUUGACUACAUUGUCAUCUGCGUCACGUACAUCUGCUUUCACAGGGCUUGCAAGACUCAAAAUUUUGAUCGAUCUCGUCUUCCUUAUUUUGGUCGAUUUCAGCCGUACAGCGCGUACAUCGGCUUGGCCUGGAUGACAUGUGUCGUCACUUGCUACGGCUACCGGUCGCUUAGCCCGUUUGACCCAGCUUCGUUCUUCGUACACUACACCAUGGUUCUUCUGGCGCCUCUUUUGUUCUGUUCCUGGAAGUACUACAAGCAUACAAAAACUCUGCGGCCGAACGAAGUCGACCUUGUGUGGGAUGCCCCUCGGAUAACCGCGUACGAGGAGCUGCUGAGCGAAGUUGAUCCUCCUAUUGGAUUCCUACAAGAUAUAGCCAACCACUUCUCUGUCAGGAGGCUCAUGAGAGGACGCGAUGUCACCGUCGGUGUGUAA
This is a messenger RNA of Colletotrichum fioriniae, 1719 nucleotides long. RefSeq lists its product as uncharacterized. Gene Ontology annotation, molecular function: amino acid transmembrane transporter activity. Gene Ontology annotation, cellular component: membrane. Gene Ontology annotation, biological process: amino acid transmembrane transport. NCBI's taxonomy places the organism in Eukaryota, Fungi, Ascomycota, Sordariomycetes, Glomerellales, Glomerellaceae. The record is from RefSeq and is a predicted model, not a curated record.